Messenger RNA from Caenorhabditis briggsae, 3567 nucleotides. RefSeq names its product Protein CBR-GCY-8 (gene Cbr-gcy-8). Gene Ontology annotation, molecular function: protein kinase activity; guanylate cyclase activity; peptide receptor activity. The record is from RefSeq and is a predicted model, not a curated record. Gene Ontology annotation, biological process: cGMP biosynthetic process; intracellular signal transduction; protein phosphorylation. NCBI's taxonomy places the organism in Eukaryota, Metazoa, Nematoda, Chromadorea, Rhabditida, Rhabditidae.
UUUCUAUUAUUUCUUCUUUUAAAUUCUCCGGCAUUGGGUCAAGAAACUGAACGUAUUCUGGCUAAUAAUGGAACAGAAGAUGGUGAGAAUGUCCCAUCAAAAGGAACGUCUCCAAACACAAAUCCGUUGUUUCUCUCCAAUUCCACUGCUGGACUCUACGACUCAAAGGGUAGAAUUCGACUAACUAUCGGACAUAUCGGAGCAAUUGGUGCACUGAGAAAUGAUGUGAAGAUUUUGGAAGUUUCUCACAAGUCAUUACAAGCUGAAGGAAUUCUAGAUGAUGAUCUGGAUGUGGAAAUAAUUUCUCAAACUGGAUGUGGUGAAUCGUAUGAAGGUGUGGCUGUAGCAGCUGACAUGUACCAUCUUCAAAAAGUCAAAGCUUUCAUUGGCCCCUACUGUAAUGCUGAAAUGGAUGCAGUUGCUCGGAUGGCUGCUUUCUGGAACAUUCCAAUUGUUGGGUACAUGGCUGCUUCUAAUAAUCUGGCUGACAAAAAUGCAUAUCCAACACUUUCUAGAAUUUCUGUGAGUAGCGCUUUAACAGAUUCUAAGAACUUCAGAAGUUUUAAGCUGAGAACCACUAAUUCGAUUGCUGAAGCGACUUGUGCAAUGUUACGUCAUUACGGAUGGUCCAAAGUCGCCAUUAUAACAAAUACAGGAGUUGUGGCGUAUGAUAGAGUGCUCUCUUUUGAAGAAGUAUUCCAUCAGAGAGGAAUUACCGUUGUUAAAAAAAUCAUGUUUGACGAGUUUGCUGAUUCGAAGGCGAUGGUUGCUUCAGGCUUGUUGAAUGAUAUCAAAAACUCGGCAAGAAUUGUGGUUUGCUUGUUUUCAAAUACCAGAGAAUCGUCUCGAGAAUUUUUGACAGCAGCCAAUUCUCAAGGAAUGAGUGUCAAUGAAUACGGAUAUGUAUUUCCCUGGCUUCAGGAUGGUGGAAAGGAUAUUGCUCCGUGGACUGGAUCUGAUGGAUCUAUGCUUCAGAAAGUCAAAGAUCAGUAUGCAAAUGCUAUCAUUAUCGAUGACGCCAACAGUUUUGAUAAUACCAUUGUUGGUCCAUUCGUUGAGAAAAUUAAAGAUGUAGGACUGACAGAAGCAGAUGUGGAUAUUGCCAACAUUUAUGGCUACCUGUAUUUAUUUGAUGCUCUUAAACUCUAUGCCCUUGCUGCUAGAAAAGUUUUGAAUGAGACUGGAAAAGCGGAAAAUCUUCUUAAUGGACGAAUGAUCUGGCAGAAUAUGAGAAAGAUGAAAUUCGUCGGAAUGGUCGGUGCAUCAGGAAUUGCUUCUGGCCAGGUUACAAUGGACGAUCGUGCAGAAAGAGCUCCGCUUUAUCGUGGUUUCUUUGUGUCUCCAAACACAGAUGCAGUACUUCCAAUGGUCCAUAUGGAACCUACAAUGCUCGAUAACUGUGAUGGAAUUGCUAAUAAAUCAGGAUGCUAUGAGAUCAUUGUUACAGAUAUGAUGAAAGAUUUCUGGCCGUCGAUAGAUCGAAAAAUGCCCAAGGAUGAGCCAGACUGCGGAUAUCGUAAUGAAAGAUGUGAUUACACACUGAUUAUCAUUGGAGCCGCGCUUAUCCUCCUAUUUAUCAUUGCCGCCGUCUCAAUCUUCUUUGCUCAAAAGCUCUUGGAGAAGAGAGCAUUGGACAAACUUCCAUUCAGAAUUUAUAGAGAUGAUCUACAGUUUAUUGAUGAGGAACAACUAAAGAGUAUGCUUUCGUUGGGAAGUACCAGAACCAAAAUGAGCAAUAUGAACUACGGCUCGAGAAAUCAUGCGAUUGUUGGAACUAAUACUCAUGCGAUCUAUCAUAAAUAUGUCCAGAGGAGACCUAUUGUCUUUAACAGAGCUGAUAAAACGUUGAUUCAAUUGAAAGAUAGUUUUAAGUUUGCUUUAAAUCUACUCAAGUUUUCAAAGCAAUUGCUUAAGUCUAGGUAUUGUUAUGAUUGUUCAAAGAUGAACGCGGCAGUCCAUGACAACAUCAAUCCGUUCCUUGGAAUGGUUUGGAAUGAACGAGAAGAAAUGCUUUUGGUCUGGAAAUUCUGUUCUCGUGGUACUCUUCAAGACAUCAUCUACAACGACAAUAUCACAUUGGACACCAAAUUCCAUGGAGCGUUUAUUCGAGAUAUUUUGGCGGGAUGUGAAUAUUUACAUGCUUCUCAAAUCGGAUAUCACGGAUCACUUACUCCUUGGUCAUGCCUCAUCGAUAGAAAUUGGAUGAUUAAACUGACAGAUUACGGAAUAGCUGAUCCAUUGGAAAGAUGGGAAAAACAACAGUCGAUAUCCAGAGAUGCAUUGACUUCGGAUGAUGAUAAAUCACAGGCGACACAGAGCACAAGUAUUCUUUACGAAGCACCGGAAAUGUUGAAAAACAGAGAAAAGAAUAGGACAAGAAGGGUGGAUCAAGAGUGGAUAAGACAGACUCAAACAAGAAGACAAUUAGGAGAUAUCUAUGCAUUUGGUCUUGUGAUGUAUGAGAUAAUAUUCAGAAGUCUUCCAUUCCCAGAGGGAACUAAUCAGAUGGAAUUGGUUGAGUGGUUGAGGGAUGGAACGAAGGUGGUCAAGCCAACGAUUGCUCAGAACAAAGUAUUGAAUAUGGAUUUGACUGCGCUGAUUCAAGAUUGCUGGAAUACAACUCCUGAGAUGAGACCGUCUUUGAGAAGAAUCAAAUUGAAUGUGGAGACAUAUUUGAACAUAAAGGGAUCGUUGGUUGAUCAAAUGACUAGAAUGAUGGAACAGUAUGCAAACAAUUUGGAGAAGUUAGUAGCUGAAAGAACUGGAAUGUUAGAAGAAGCAAACCAAAGAGCUGAUCGUCUGCUGAGUCAACUUCUCCCUGCCUACGUCGCCAAUGAGCUUAAACUCGGAAGACCGGUUCCACCUAAGACAUUCACUGGGUCUACGGUUCUUUUCAGUGACAUCGUGGGAUUUACUGAAAUGUGUCAACAUGCGACGCCAUUGGAAGUGGUCUCUGUUCUUAACGGAAUUUUUGAUGGAUUUGAUCAAUUUAUCGCUAGAAAAGAUGCCUACAAAGUGGAAACUAUUGGAGAUGCAUAUAUGGUUGUUUCGGGUGUUCCAGAAGAGAAUGGACAUCGUCAUAUCAAUGAGAUUGCAAGCAUUGCUCUGGAUGUUCAUAAGUUCCUUUCGGAAUUCAUCGUUCCUCACAAGAGAGAUACAAAAGUUCAAUGUCGUCUUGGUUUCCACACUGGACCAGUUGCUGCAGCUGUUGUCGGACUCAAUGCUCCUCGUUACUGUCUUUUUGGUGAUACAGUGAACAUGGCUUCAAGAAUGGAAAGUAACGGAGAACCUGGAAAAACUCAAAUUUCGGAAGCAGCCAAAAAUCUUCUCCUGAAAGAGUAUCCCGAUUACAUCUGUGAACAACGUGGAGAGAUUCCAAUUAAAGGAAAGGGAAUGUGCAUGACGUAUUGGUUGAUGGGAACCAAAUCCGAGGGUGCUGGUCUCAGUGGAGCGUACAUGGCUCCUUCAAUGAAAUCAGCUGGAACUGGUUUCUCUGGAAUGUUGGGAAAUACCACUGCGGCUGACUAUUCGUUGAAUUUAAGAAAUCCAACUGGACUGCAAAAAUAA